This is a messenger RNA of Nanorana parkeri, 6091 nucleotides long. RefSeq names its product B-TFIID TATA-box binding protein associated factor 1 (gene BTAF1). Bases 316 to 5703 code for a protein of 1795 amino acids. NCBI's taxonomy places the organism in Eukaryota, Metazoa, Chordata, Amphibia, Anura, Dicroglossidae. Gene Ontology annotation, molecular function: DNA binding; ATP binding; ATP-dependent chromatin remodeler activity. The transcript has 37 exons. The record is from RefSeq and is a predicted model, not a curated record.
UACAAGAUGGCUCCUCAUAUAAAGCCAGGCAUCUGGCUCCUCCGCGGCCGCGGUGAAUUAUCGCCUAUAAUCCGCUCUGGCUUCCGCUGUGGCCCUGAGGAGUGAACGGCGGCGCUUGAGAGGAGGGGAGCGAGGCAAGCACGGCGGCCAGGGGGAUGAGCGCGCCUUAGCCGGGGGCCGUGCGCUGGAGGUGUGGGGUUGAGGCGCAGUCAGAGGCGGAUCUUAGCCUGGAAUCUAGGCCCCGGCUCCUUCCUGGCCCUCCUCGCCCCCUUUUCCGGCCCGGUGUGUGUGCCCCCAGAGGGGAAGAGGCACGUCAUGGCCGUAUCCAGGUUGGACCGCCUCUUCAUAUUAUUGGACACGGGAACAACUCCAGUCACACGAAAAGCAGCCGCACAGCAGCUCGGGGAAGUGAUCAAGCUUCAUCCACAUGAACUCAACAACCUGUUGUCAAAAGUCUUGAUCUAUCUGCGAAGUCCAAACUGGGAUACCCGUAUUGCAGCUGGUUUGGCAGUGGAGGCCGUUGUGAAAAAAGUUCCUGAGUGGAAUCCAGCAACCAGGCUGAAGAGAGAGGCCGGUUCAGAAUGUUCAAGUGAAGAGUCUCCUCUGGCAGACAGACUGAGCUUUGACAGGUUUGACAUAUCAAGAUUGUUAAAACACGGUGCUUCACUGCUGGGCUCAGCUGGUGUCGAAUUUGAAGUUCAAGAUGACAAAUCAGUGGACGUGGACCCCAAGGAAAGGAUAGCACGGCAAAGGAAGCUGCUGCAGAAAAAGCUAGGCCUUGACAUGGGAGCUGCCAUAGGAAUGAGUACUGAAGAGCUGUUUAAUGAUGAAGACCUGGACUACAUGCCAAGCAACACUCUUGUAAAUAAACCUGCUCUCCAAGCAGCAGAGUUUAUAGAUUCCGAAUUUCUACCGGGUAUGAGUAACAGGCAGAAAAAUAAAGCAAAGCGAAUGGCAAAGCUUAUAGCGAAGCAGAGAUCUCGGGAUGUAAUGGAGGCCAAUGAAAAGAGCAGUGAUAGCACUGAUGGUGAGCCAGAAGAGAAGAGGAGGAAAGUAACCAAUGUUGUCAUCAGUCAGCCAGCAACUGAGUCCAAAGUAUUAAUUGAUAAUGUUCCUGACAACUCUUCCCUGUUUGAUGAGACAAACGAGUGGCCCCUGGAGAGCUUUUGUGAAGAGCUCUUUAAUGAUCUAUUUAACCCAUCGUGGGAGAUACGACAUGGAGCUGGUACUGGUCUCAGAGAGAUCCUUAAGGCCCAUGGUAGAAGUGGAGGCAAGAUUGCACACAGCACACUCGAAGAGAUGGAGCAGCAACAUCAGGAAUGGCUGGAGGAUCUGGCUAUCCGUCUUCUCUGUGUGUUUGCAUUAGAUCGAUUUGGAGACUUUGUGUCAGACGAAGUGGUUGCACCUGUUCGAGAAACUUGUGCCCAGACACUGGGAGUAGUCCUCAAACAUAUGAAUGAAAGCGGAGUGCUGAAGACAGUGAAAAUACUACUGCGUUUAUUGACACAAGAGCAGUGGGAAGUGAGGCAUGGAGGACUGCUAGGAAUCAAAUAUGCUCUCGCUGUUCGCCAGGAUUUAAUUAAGACUUUAUUACCUAAAGCACUACCAGCAAUAAUUGAAGGUCUCCAGGACCUUGAUGAUGAUGUGCGGGCAGUAGCAGCUGCAUCUUUAGUGCCUGUUGUAGACAGUUUAGUUAAGCUACAGUUUAAGCAGGUUCCUUUUAUUCUCAGCACUUUAUGGGAUGCACUUCUGGAGUUAGAUGACCUCACAGCUUCCACCAACAGUAUCAUGACCCUCCUCUCUUCCCUUCUUGCUUAUCCUCAGGUUCAGCAGUGCAAUGUUCAGCAAUCUCUUACAAUAUUGGUGCCACGUGUAUGGCCUUUCCUGCGUCAUACUAUCUCCUCUGUUCGGAAGGCAGCUCUAGAAACAUUAUGCACUUUGUUAUCCACACAGGACCAGAUUUGUUCGGGUUGGCUAACCCCCAUCUUGCAAGACAUGCUGCGGCAUAUAUUUCAACUCUGUAUUCUGGAGAGCAACCAAGAAAUUCUUGACCUUAUCCAUAAGUUGUGGCAGGAACUGGUUACCAAAGCAUCUGUGCAGUACGUGGUGGCUGCUGCCUGCCCGUGGAUGGGAGCAUGGCUCUGUCUAAUGAUGCAGCCGGCUCAUCUGCCUAUUGACAUAAAUAUGCUGCUCGAGGUCAAACCCAAGUCAAAGGAAAAGGCAGGUGGUAAAUUGCGUCAAGGCCAGGGCCAGACAAAAGAAGUCACCCAGGAGUAUAUUGCUGGCUCAGACAGUGUCACUGAGGACUCUGCCACCAGGGACUUUGUGGUUACUCGAGCUCGUGUAGCUGCUGCAAGACUGCUUGGAUCGUUGUGCUGCUGUAUCUGUGAUCCUGCCGUAAAUGCGCCUUCUCAGGAGAUCAAACCUGCCGAAUCCCUAGCCCAGCUUCUUCUCUUCCAUCUGAACUCCAAAUCUGCUUUGCAGAGGAUCAGUGUGGCGGUUGUGGUUUGUGAAUGGGCAGCCUUGCAGAAGGAAUGCAUAGCGGUAUCCCUCACAGUCCAGCCACGCCUGCUUGCGGUUCUUUCGGAGCAUCUGUAUUAUGAUGAAAUAGCAAUUCCUUUCACCAGGAUGCAGAAUGAGUGCAAGCAGUUAAUUUCCUCCCUGGCUGAUGCUCAGAUUGACAUCCGGAGCAGAGUGAACUGCAGCGUAUUCACCAUCGACCAAGCUAAUGAUCUGGUCACCACAGUGUUCAAUGAAGAAACAGCAGCUCUGCGGGACAACCCUAAAGCCUUCCAGAUCUUGGAUGCAAAAAGACAGCAAGUUCAAAUGACUGUGCUGGAAACUAACCAGGAAUGGCAGGUGCUGCAGCUGAGAGUGCACAUGUUUGCGGCUUGUGCUAUAGUCAGCCUCAUGCAGCUUCCCGAGAAGCUCAAUCCCAUUAUCAAACCAUUAAUGGAGAUUGUGAAAAAGGAAGAUAAUACAGUGGUGCAGAACUACGCAGCCUUGUCUAUUGCUAAACUCUUACAACAGUGCAUCUCAAGGACUCCUUGUCCAAACCCCAAAAUAUUAAAAAACCUUUGCAGCUCUGUAUGUGUGGAUUCCAAUAUCACCCCUUCUGUUAGUUGUCCAGCCCCAGUCAUCAACAACACAGACCACUCAAAAGGAUUGAAUUCUGAAAAAGACGGGACUUGCCAUACAGUGACGAAGCACAGAGGCAUAAUUACCCUCUACAGACACCAGCAAGCUGCUUUUGCAAUCACAAGCAGACGAGGCCCGGCUCCUAAAGCAGCGAGAUCCCAGGUGGCAGAGUUGCCUGCAGGAAGCAGUAGCCAUGGGGCUGCAGAGUCUGAUGAGACUCAGAAACAGGUUCAGAGAAGAGGCGCAGAAUACACUCUUGGUAAGAUUGCCAAACACUUUGCCACUGACCUGUCUACAGGAUUACCUUAUCUCUGGGAAUCGAUGGUUGGACCUCUGAGGAACUACAUAAAUGUUGACAAUUUUGAUGGGAAACUUCUUUUGGAAAAAGGAGAUGACCAUGCACAGGAGCUGGUCAGCAGCCUCCAAGUGUUUGAAGCUACUGCCGCUUCCAUGGAUUCCAAGCUUCACCCUCUGCUGCUUCAACAUCUUCCUCAUCUGUUCACGUGUCUGCAACAUCCAUACACUGCAGUGAGACACAUGGCAUCUCGAUGUGUAGGAGUUAUGAGCCGGAUCGCUACCAUGGAAACAAUGAAUGUCUUUUUGAAGAAAGUUUUGCCUUGGCUCGGUGCCAUUGACGAUAACACAAAGCAGGAGGGGGCCAUUGAAGCUCUGGCCUGUGUGAUGGAGCAGCUAGAUGUCGGCAUUGUGCCAUACAUUGUCCUGCUUGUUGUGCCAGUACUGGGUAGAAUGAGUGACCAAACGGACAGCGUUCGCUUUAUGGCAACACAAUGUUUUGCAACACUUAUCAGGCUAAUGCCCCUCGAGGAUGGAGUCAAUUGGUUGGCCUUCUUGAACAAGUAUAAAUUACACGGUAUCCUGUGUGAUGAUAUGGGACUCGGGAAGACCCUACAGUCUAUAUGUAUUCUAGCAGGGGACCAUUGUAACCGAUCUCAGGAGUAUAAUAGAAACAAGUCUGCAGACUGCAUGCCUCUUCCAUCUCUGGUGGUGUGCCCACCAACGCUGACAGGCCACUGGGUGGAUGAAGUUGGAAAGUUUUGCCCUAAAGAGUAUCUCAACACUUUACAUUAUACUGGACCACCCACAGAGCGGGCCAGGUUACAGCACCAGGUUAAAAGACACAAUCUAAUUGUGGCUUCGUAUGAUGUUGUGAGGAAUGAUAUUGACUUCUUCAGAAAUAUGAGGUUUAAUUACUGUAUAUUGGAUGAAGGUCAUGUUAUCAAAAAUGGAAAGACAAAACUGUCCAAAGCUGUAAAACAGAUAACGGCAAAUUUCAGAAUUAUCCUUUCUGGAACUCCGAUACAGAACAAUGUUUUGGAGUUGUGGUCCUUGUUUGACUUCCUCAUGCCUGGUUUUCUAGGCACAGAAAGGCAAUUUGCUGCUCGAUAUGGGAAGCCUAUAUUGGCUAGCAGGGAUGCUCGGAGCUCGUCUCGUGAACAGGAAGCUGGUGUUCUUGCGAUGGAGGCGUUACAUCGUCAGGUUCUGCCAUUUUUACUCCGCCGAAUGAAAGAGGAUGUAUUGCAAGACCUUCCACCUAAGAUUAUCCAAGACUAUUACUGCACUUUGAGUUCAUUACAGGUGCAAUUAUAUGAAGAUUUUGCAAAAUCCCGCGCCAAAACUGAUGUUGAUGAAACUGUAUCAAUGACCGCUCUUUCUGAAGAAAGUGAGAGGCCGAAGCUGAAAGCUACAGGACAUGUCUUCCAGGCACUGCAAUACUUGCGUAAGCUAUGCAACCAUCCCGCUUUGGUUCUGACAGCGUUACACCCAGAGUACAAGAAGAUCACAGAGCUACUUUCUACCCAGAAUACCUCUCUGCGGGACAUUGUGCACGCCCCCAAGCUAUCCGCUUUGAAACAACUGCUGUUGGAUUGCGGUUUGGGUAAUGCUGGGACCCCAGAGAGCGGCACAGAGGCAGUUGUGGCCCAGCACAGAAUAUUAAUCUUCUGUCAGCUGAAGAGCAUGCUGGAUAUAGUGGAACAUGACCUUCUGAAACCCCACCUACCGUCUGUUGCAUACCUGCGGCUGGAUGGAAGUAUACCAGCUGGCCAGAGACAUUCCAUAGUGUCUAGGUUUAAUACUGACCCCUCAAUAGAUGUUCUGCUGCUGACCACACAUGUAGGUGGCCUGGGACUCAACCUGACUGGGGCUGAUACAGUGGUGUUUGUAGAACAUGACUGGAACCCAAUGAGAGAUCUCCAGGCUAUGGACAGAGCCCAUCGUAUUGGACAGAAACGAGUAGUUAAUGUGUAUCGGCUGAUUACAAGAGGAACACUGGAGGAGAAGAUUAUGGGUCUGCAGAAGUUCAAGAUGAGCAUCGCUAACACCGUGAUAAGUCAGGAAAAUGCCAGUCUGCAGAGUAUGGGGACCGACCAGCUGCUUGACCUGUUCACUCUGGAUAAGGAUGGAAGGCGUGAGAAGAUGGAGACCUCUGAAGCCAGUGGAAAGACUUCGAUGAAAUCCGUCCUGGACAACCUGGGAGAACUGUGGAACCAGGAGCAGUACGACUCAGAAUUCAGCUUGGACACUUUUAUGACUUCUCUCAAAUAACUGCCGCCGCUGCAGCUGCUCAAUUGCCCUCCUUUUUUUUCCCCCUUUUUUUGUUUUUUGCUGAUAUUCAGCAGGAGCUGAGACGGUACCAUCAAUAAGAUUUUGCAAGAUGGAUUGACAUCUAGGUGGAAUCUAGACCGGCUCGGGAGAGAAUGUGUCAGUCUUAAAGAUGCCAUGGAUUUGGAGAGGACUUGAAUCCUCUGCUAUAUACUGGUGCGUCGUCCUUCAGCUGGAAAACAAAAUCAAAGUUGGAUUUUAUGCACUGCCAGCUGCUAUUUCUAACAUUGUAGAGUAUUUUUCUUCUGAGGAACUGGUUGAUGAAAUGUUUUUAUUUGACCUGUAAAAUGCACAAGGUCUUGGAGCUUACAUGCCCAUCCCGGGACUGUGU